AUGCCAGAGUCUACGAGUAGUGCCAUAACGGAAGACUAUAUAGAUGACAACUGGUCGGUGUCAAUCGCCCCAACCACCCCGUUGAUAGCUUUCGACGACCUAAUAGAAGAAUACACCAAGGAAGGUUUCUUGAUAGGUGAAUUGAAAGGACUACAAGAGGUACCGAUUAGUGAUGAGGUUGAAAGACCAUACACCCGUUGCAAAACUCUGGAAAUUAAAACGUUCUUGAAGUCGUUGAACUAUCAACCUUUCUACGACAGAUACGGGAGAGUCAUUCCUGAAGUAGUGAAGAAAUUGCUGGGAAAUUUGCUUCCAGUCACAGUUGGCUGGUACCGAUGCAGAUCAUUCCGUGGCACCAAGAUAACUCAAAAGGAGAAUAUGAUUCACAGAGACCUUAUGAGUUUGGUGCCCCUGCCAAAAUAUUUUGUUUUUUGUAUAAUAAACAAACCGACCGAAUAUUACAGCUCAUUUAAUUUUGGUGGGAUGUUCUUCCAGUACAACGACUCUUUGUUCGAGCCAGUGCCUUCCAAGUUGGAAGGCGCAGGGCCGUCGGAUUUGCCAGAAAACGAGGUUCUGUCGGUGGAAUCAGGUGUGCAUGAAGUGUACAGUCAACCCCCUGUGCUGUUGAGGGACCAGAAUGGUAGAACUAAUUCGCUAGAUUUCUACAAUAAUCUUAUCCCGUUAAAUUUAAGUCUAAAAGAUAAAAAGACAGAGUCUACGGAAGUAGAUAACAAGUGGUCGGUGUCCAUGGCCCCAAUCACAGUCCCGUUGUUAGCUGUCGACAACCUAGCAUAUUACCACGUCCAGCAAGGCCUCUUGAUAGGUGAAAUGAAAGAAAGAUCAGAAGUUGUACCGAUUAGCGAUGCCGUUGAAAAUCCAUACAUCCGUCGCUACAAAACCUUGCAUAUUAAAACGUGCGUGAAGUGGAACACAGGUUUCUACAACAAUGGGAGACUCAGAGAAAUGCUGACGCGUGUGCUGGGAGAUUUGUUUCCAAAGAUGGUUGGCUGGUACCGAUGCACAACAAGCAGUGGCGCCGGGAUAACUGCAAGGGAGGCUGUAAUUCACCAAAAUCUUAUGAGUUUGGUGCCUCUGCUUCCAGAAUAUUUUGUUUUUUGUAUAGUAAACUUUGCACAGCCCAAAAAUACAUUUAUUUUUAAACGGACGUUCGUCACGUACAAGGACUUUCGGUUCGAGGUAGUUCCUGAAGAGAUAAUGAAGCCAUUCUCACCCCGUUUGGUAGGCGACGAGUUCCUACGAAUGUACCCUGGGAUACCUAGCGCAGAGCAGAGAGAUUUUACAGAACUAAAAAGACUAUCAGAGUACCGAAAAAACAUGAUUAGACGAUUACUUGAAAAUGCUGGUGCACGUCUAACCCAGAUUGCUGAGGAGCUUCCGAACCUGGAAAAUCAAACGAAUGAAUUGGAACGUCGAUUGUUAGCGCAAAUUAUGUUAUUUUGGUAAUUCUGGAUGUAUGUGCUUGAUUUACCCAUGUUAUGUACCGUAAAAGGGUUGUUUUAAUUUAUUAAAAAAUUAUCGUAAUAUUGUUCUCGUUUUUGUCAUAUUUACUUAUCAUCUUUUUUUUGGUGUCCACAAACAAAUGGUCCAAUAAAUUCUUACUUUAUUU
This is a messenger RNA of Zophobas morio, 1627 nucleotides long. RefSeq lists its product as uncharacterized. Lineage: Eukaryota; Metazoa; Arthropoda; Insecta; Coleoptera; Tenebrionidae. Gene Ontology annotation, cellular component: nucleus. The record is from RefSeq and is a predicted model, not a curated record. Gene Ontology annotation, molecular function: polyubiquitin modification-dependent protein binding. The transcript has 5 exons. The coding region runs from base 1 to 1464 and encodes 487 amino acids.